This is a messenger RNA of Solanum verrucosum, 1335 nucleotides long. RefSeq names its product COMPASS-like H3K4 histone methylase component WDR5B. The coding region runs from base 79 to 1023 and encodes 314 amino acids. The record is from RefSeq and is a predicted model, not a curated record. Lineage: Eukaryota; Viridiplantae; Streptophyta; Magnoliopsida; Solanales; Solanaceae. The transcript has 3 exons. Gene Ontology annotation, molecular function: protein binding.
AAUCUGUGCUUCAUCUGUGUAAAAACACGAGUUGAGGGAUUGCGUAGUGGUGCCGCCGCGGCCGGAGUCCGAAUUCCGAUGGCGAACAACAACAAUCAACCGACGAGUCCACCCUACCUUCCCUACCGCCAGAAAAAAGUUCUCACCGGACAUACAAGCGCCGUCUCUUGCGUGAAGUUCGCCAAUAAUGGACAACUCUUUGCUUCCGCCUCCUUGGACAAAACCCUAAUCGUCUGGUCCACCCAAACCCUAACUCAGCUUUCACGUCUCGUCGGCCAUUCCGAAGGCGUCUCUGACCUAUCAUGGUCGUCUGAUUCAAGUUACAUAUGCUCCGCCUCUGACGAUCGUACGCUCCGUAUAUGGGAUGCACGCACAGCUGAGUCAGUCAAAACUCUCCGGGGACAUACUGGCUUUGUCUUCUGCGUUAAUUUUAAUCCUCAGUCCAAUCUCAUAGUUUCAGGUUCGUUUGAUGAGACUUUCCGGGUCUGGGAUGUGAAAACGGGGAAGCCAAUCCACGCGAUUAGGGCACAUUCGAUGCCAGUUACUUCGGUUCAUUUCAACAAAGAUGGGUCGUUGAUUGUUUCGGGUAGUCAUGAUGGGUCUUGUAAGAUAUGGGAUACGGCUUCUGGAGCUUGCCUCAAGACUCUUAUUGAUGAUAAGGUUCCAGCAGUUUCCUUCGCCAAGUUUUCACCUAAUGGCAAGUUUAUUCUUGUUGCCACCCUAGAUAAUACUCUUAAGCUAUGGAACUAUUCUAGUGGAAAAUUCAUAAAAAGUUACGCUGGUCAUGUUAACAGAGUGUACUGCAUAACUUCUACAUUUUCAGUCACGAAUGGGAAGUAUAUUGUGAGUGGCUCAGAGGAUCAAUGUGUCUACGUAUGGGAUUUGCAAGGGAAAAAUUUGCUGCAGAAAUUUGAAGGGCAUACUGAUACCGUCAUUUCAGUGUGUUGCCACCCCAUAGAAAACAUGAUUCUCUCAGCUGGACUAAAUAAUGACAGGACAGUGAGGGUUUGGGUCCAAGACUAAUGAAUAUCCUCAACUGUGGUUUUUGCCCAAGGAUGUUCGCUUGCAUUAGCUACUUUGUGUAAUUUGGCUGUCGCGAAGGGGCGUAACAGAUGGCAAUGAGUCCUCUGUGUUUAUGAAUAGUGCAGGUAUCUGCAUACCCUGGAAGUUGGUGGCAGAAGAUUUUGCGUUAUCAAGUUACAAAAAGCUGGCUACUGUAUUUUAUUUUUUAUAUGUGAGAAACUAGAUGGUGCCAUUCCUCCAGAAUACUGAGGAUACGCAUUUAUUAAUGUAGAGAAGUUAAAAUAUAUGAAUAGAAUGUGUUGUUUUCAUUCA